Molecule: messenger RNA, 621 nt
Organism: Aplysia californica (California sea hare)
Lineage: Eukaryota; Metazoa; Mollusca; Gastropoda; Aplysiida; Aplysiidae
Source: RefSeq, a predicted model, not a curated record
CUGUACAGGUCUGAACAAGCCUGGUGACGUAGACCCGCGCUAUCUCAUCUCUGUCGUGGACACUUUCCUGAUUUUCUUGCCGCCCAGCCUGAAGCGAUGGUUGUCCGGCUUGGGAACGCAGUUCAUGGAUGAGAAAUACAAGGCGCGAUUCCCAGACCCUCAAGAAAAGAAAAACAUCAUGAUGAUGGACAUUGAGGUUCAGCCUCCCCCUGGUGAUGACGUCACAGAUGCGCUCAUGCCUAACGGUGACAAGACAACAUACUUUGAUGACGUCACAGAUGCGCUCAUGCCUAACGGUGACAAGACAACAUACUUUGAUGACGUCACAGAUGCGCUCAUGCCUAAUGGUGACAAGACAGCAUACUUUGAUGACAUCAAAGAAUCCGAAGUCAUCUCCCACACGGGAGGAAACGCCACCAAUAAUGAUGAUGUCAUCGUCAUAAAUAAUGCGGCACCUCUGUCGUCUGACUCCGCGAAGAAAUCAGAAUAAUGAAACUGAAAGUGAGUGAGGGGGAAGAGACAGGGAGGAAGGGAGAGAAGGAGAGAGGGGGAGAGGAGAGAGAGAGGGGAGAAAGUGAGGGGAGACGGGAGAGAGAGAGAGAAAACGAACGAGAGAGAGAG